AAGGGAUAGGGAUACGGUUGGGCAGGAGAGGAGGAGACUACAAAGUAGUGUGUGUUAUACAGAAAGCCACAGAUAGAAGAUAAGCGCACUCAUAGCGUUCGGGAAGCCGGAGAAGCGCUGUGUGUAAUUCCGCUGCAGAGCGCGUCCAGCGCAAAGGGAUCUAAUCACCGUUUUAUCGAUCGCUGCCCUAUCCUUUCCUGCGUAAGGGGAUUUACUGGUAGCGGCCAGGGGAAGGUACAUAUGGAACUACAGUAAAUGAGCCCUGCCGCCUGCACACCGUGGGAUCAGCGCAGCUGCCGCACAUCGCCCUCACCAGUUGCGCAGCAGCCCGCGGAUUAGUGGGAGCGCUGUAUGCAGGGGGGCCGAAUUGCUGGAUAUUAUAGGAAAGGUGACGUUGGCGUUGAGGGAUCAGGCAAAGAGAGGCAUCCCUGGGGCAGACUUCCAAAGGCAGAGGUCGUGCUUUGAACAUCAUGGCAAUGUUUCCCAGCUGCUUCUUUGUUCUGGCACUGCUGCUCCGAGCUGAGGCCUGGGAAUGGGAACUGACUCCGAGGAAAACCGUGCGCUACCAUGGGGUGUCAGUGGUGCGACAGUCCUGGCGCAACGGAGUCUCCCAAGUCAUGACACUGACGUUGGAUGAGGAUCGGGGGGCUCUGUAUGUGGGAGCAAGAGAAGUCAUAUUUAGCUUAGACCUCAGUAACAUCGGCAAAGAGCUGAGGCCUCCGAUUAUAUGGCAAGCUCCAGCAGACAAGAAGGCAGAAUGUGCCCAAAAGGGAAAAAGCAAUCAGACAGAAUGUUUUAACUACAUCCGCUUCCUGGAAGAGUACAACCAGACACAUCUCAUCACUUGUGGGACGUAUGCCUUCCAGCCCAAGUGUGCUUACAUUGCACUGUCUGGAUUCACACUGGAUGCAGAUAACUUGGAAGAGGGGAAGGGGAAAGUUCCAUAUGAUCCAGCCAAGGGCUACACUGGGCUUAUUUUAGAUGGAGCCCUGUACUCAGCCACCAUGAACAACUUCCUUGGAACAGAGCCUGUGAUUAUGCGCAUUGUGGGGCAGCAUAAUAUAAUGAAGACAGAGUAUUUGGCAUCAUGGCUGAAUGAACCAAACUUUGUGAGCUCGGCGCACAUGCCAGAGAGUGUGGGCAGUGAAAUUGGGGACGAUGAUAAGAUAUACUACUUUUUCACCGAACGGGCUCUAGAAUAUGACUGCUCCAGUGAGCAAGUGGUAUCCAGGGUGGCACGUAUCUGCAAGGGGGAUUUAGGAGGGGCUCGUACUCUGCAGAGGAAGUGGACUAGUUUCCUCAAAGCCCGGCUUCUUUGCUCCAUCCCAGAGCUUCAGCUGAAUUUUAACCUUUUAAAAUCUGUAUUUAAGCUAGAGGCCGAAGAGUGGCGCUCCACUCAGUUCUUUGCUGCCUUCCAGGCUCGCUGGGGUGAUUCUCCAGUGUCCGCUGUCUGUCAGUAUUCCAUCCAUGACAUCCAGAAGGUCUUUGACGGACCGUACAAGGAGUACCGUGAGCAAUCCCAGAAGUGGGGUCGAUACUCUGACUCUGUGCCCAGUCCCCGACCAGGAUCAUGUAUCACCAACUGGCACAGGAAUCAUGGAGUGUACAGCUCUCUGGAGCUUCCUGACAAUACCCUUAACUUUGUCAAGAAGCAUCCGCUAAUGGACGACACUGUUAUGCCUUCCCAAGGACGUCCAUUGCUGGUCAGAAGGGGAAUAAACUUCACAACCAUUGCAGUGCAGAGGACCUUGGGUUUGGAUAAGGAGCCUUAUGAUGUCCUCUUCAUUGGAACAGACAAUGGUUGGGUAAAUAAAGCUGUGAGCUUUGGAUCAACGGUGCACAUAAUUGAGGAGCUGCAAGUAUUUGACAAAUCCUAUCCUGUGAACAGCUUGGCCGUUUCCUCCCGCAAGUCUCUUCUGUAUGUGGGCUCACAAUCUGGGCUAGUGCAGCUUCCCUUUGCAGACUGCAGUAAAUACCGCUCCUGUGCUGACUGCAUACUUGCUCGAGAUCCCUACUGCGCCUGGAAUGUUAAUAUUAGCCGCUGUGUGCGUGCCGAUGAACAGCACAGGUCUGUACUCCUUCAGGAUAUUCAGGACUCCGACACAUCAGUAUGUGAGGUGCAGAACAUGAAUGCAGCAGUGAGAUACUUUUCAAAGAACAUUACUAUUGGAAUUGGGACAAACGUGGUCCUUCCUUGCCAGUUAUCCUCUAACUUGGCAGAACCUAUCUGGACAUUCGAUGGGCAAGACAUGGGAAGUGACCAGGAUGAUUCUGUCCUCUUUGACGCCACUCUGCAGGCACUGGUCAUUCUUGGCGUGGGCACUCAUCAUUCUGGUUCCUACGUCUGUUUCUCAGAAGAGCAGGGAACCCGACUGACUUCAGAGAACUACCAGCUUACUGUGGUGGCCUCGCCUUCCCUUAUUCUUGAAUCUCGUGCUCCUUUGGAUGGGCUGGGCCUGGUGUGGAUGAUGGUGAUAGCACUGGGGGCUGUGUGCCUGGCCCUUUUCCUAGCUGUUGUCUACCUGCGCAGGAAGUUAAAGGAUGAGCUGGAAAAAGGUUCCAAAUCUAUGGAGAACACAUUGGUAUAUCCUAUCAAAUUGCCUUCCCAACCCAAGACACCUAAGUGCCUGCCUAGUGCAGACUCUGAUGAGAAACUGUGGGACCCUUCCUCUUUCUACUAUUCUGAUGGUUCACUGAAAAUUGUACCUGGUCAUGCAUUGUGCCAGAACAGCACUGGCUCCUCCUCGCCUUCUGGAAAUGGUAUUCCUGGGCAGCCUCUUCCUUCACCUCCCCUGCAUUCACCCAACCAUAUGCUUUUAGCAGGGGUUCGGGGCUCAAGUAGUAAUGGUUAUAUCCGACUGACACUUGGAGGGGGAGUGGCUGAGGAGCACCCUCAGCUGGGGGACCUUAAUGAGGAACUUCGGUGGAAGCUAAAGCAGAGGCAAGCAUUACCAGACUCCAAUCCAGAAGAAUCAUCUGUUUGACACUGUUUUGUGCCUCUUGCGCAGUUUGCACUGGUAUAAAUUUUAUUAUAUUAUUUUUGUUUUAAACUACCUCAGGGACUAGAGGUGUGGUGAAGGGACAAAGCCAAAAUGAAAGCCCCUGUCCAUCUAUGGACUGAAAAUAUUGGGUAUGAAGAAGGACCAAGUUCUCAUGUUGCCUUGGUAAAGCUCCCUCUCCUGUAGUUUGAUGUUCAGUAUUUCCAAAUGUACCUAACCUAAGCCUUUGUGGGCGUAAUAAGAGAAGAGCUCGCUAAGAAGAUAGUUAAUCCUUUACCUUGCUUGUUUAGUGAGUAAAAUGAAACCAGGCAACAUCCCUCUUCCUGGAGGUUCAGGGUCACCGCAGCAAUAAUGCAUGAGAGACUCCAGACGAUUAAAUACUUUAUCGGACCAUGUUGGCAGUCCUUUACCAAGGGAAAGGGUUGCAAAAAAAUCAUUCUCGCCUUGCAGCAGUUCAGUAAAAAAAAAAAAAAAAAAGUUCUGCAAUAAAUCACCAUGCACGUAUACUGUUUACAUAUGUUCAGAUGAGGCUUAUUCAGAAUGACGUCAACUGUGACCGAAAUCAUCCAUGCUGCUGCCUCGGGAUCGCUGUGUAGGAGGAAGAGGUCAGUGCUCAGUUAAAAAGAAGAGAAGACACAAUUGCAGGGAUCUGUUAGAACCAUUUGUACUGUAGUAUUCACACUUCCAAAGUCAGUUCCACUGAUUAAUUUAUCCUUUCCCCCCAAUGAGAAGGACCAACCACUCCUGUACGUACAACACUGACUUGCUCAACCCUGUCUGUUGCUUUGCAUCAGGUCACACAUUAAAUGACUGCCUCAAUCACAUAUUUCUGAUGCAGUCGCUCUGUGGUUGAUGAGUGUUCGUGUAAAUGUGUUUUUGAAGCAUGACACAGAUGUGAGUUUUGGAUAAACUAACCUUUUUAUUUUAAUAAUCUUUUAACUGUAUUGCUCUGUAAUUAUUAAGGGAACUCAGACUAUUCCUUUUUUGUAACUGCUGGGCAAAAUUCAAUGAAUUCUCAUAGGGCCAAAUAUUCGGACAUUAUUUUUUUGGAUAGAAUUUGCAAAAGGUAUGUCAUACGGAUAACUCUGCCAAAUGUCCCACACUCCCUCGUGUAUCUGUGUAUGGCGGGAUGGGCAGCCUGUGGUCCUCCACAUGUUUUUAACUGCGAUUUCUACAACAAGAUGUUGGUAGUUCAGUAAACUUUUGGAGGGCCAUGAGCUAUCCACUGUUUUGUGUAUUUGAUUUGAUAUUGGAAGAUGCCUACCAUCUUAUAUUGUAAAUAAUGUUUUGAGUCAUCAGCACUAUAAGAGAAAAUCUUGUGUGUACUGUAAAUAUUUUUUUUUUUUUAAUUUUUCCUGCUCUUAAAAUUUCAUGUGUUGGUAAUUUAUUUACGUUAUAUAUUUAUUUCUGUAAAUAAGUAUUUUUAUAUUAAAGAAAUAAAAGCAAUUGUUUAAAGAA
Molecule: messenger RNA, 4457 nt
Organism: Xenopus tropicalis (tropical clawed frog)
Lineage: Eukaryota; Metazoa; Chordata; Amphibia; Anura; Pipidae
Gene: sema4c
Product: semaphorin 4C
Exons: 15
Coding region: 471-2984 (837 amino acids)
Cellular component (GO): membrane
Molecular function (GO): semaphorin receptor binding
Source: RefSeq, a predicted model, not a curated record